GCGGCGUCGCGGGUCUCCGGCAGGCCGGCGCUCCAGCUCCCCUCAGCCCCGGCCCGCGCCCCCCGCGCCCCGUCCCGGCCGCCGCUCCCGCGCGCCCGGACCCGACCCCCACCCCGCGAAGAUGGCUGCCGUACGCCGGGCCCGCAGUUACUGCCGCUGCCUGGUCCGCUUCUCCGACCGAGAACUCUGCUAAGCCCGCUGCGGUAGACAGGCAGGAGUAGACACCGGACACGGCCCCUCCGCGGGCGGCGCCGGAGCCGGCCCCGGGCCGCGGCGAGCCCGGGCAGCAUGGCAGAAGCCGAGGAGGAUUGUCACUCUGAUGCUGUCAGAGCCGGGGACGAUGAAGACGAGAGUCCUGCGGGAUCAGACCUGCAGACACAGCUGCAGAUGUUCCGGGCUCAGUGGAUGUUUGAGCUUGCCCCGGGCGUGGGGGCCAGCAGCUUGGAGACCCAGCCUUGCAGAGCGGCAAGAGGCGCCCCACUGAAAGCAGUGGCAGAUACCAAAGGGAAACAAGAACUGGCAAAGGAGGAGAAGGCGCGAGAACUCUUCUUGAAGGCAGUAGAGGAGGAGCAAAAUGGAGCCCUCUAUGAAGGUACGCCUCCUCUUGUGGACGCAGGCCAUCCGCCCGCCCUGAGGGCGCCCACGCCUUCUCCUGCCGAGGACUUCCCCAGUGGGGCUUCAUUCUCCGUGUUCUGAAGUCAGCUCCUCAGCAAAAACAAAACUUUGUCCAUGGCCUGUCUUCAAAAG
Molecule: messenger RNA, 747 nt
Organism: Perognathus longimembris pacificus (Pacific pocket mouse)
Lineage: Eukaryota; Metazoa; Chordata; Mammalia; Rodentia; Heteromyidae
Product: F-box only protein 9-like
Exons: 4
Coding region: 289-696 (135 amino acids)
Source: RefSeq, a predicted model, not a curated record